Stegastes partitus (bicolor damselfish) is the source of this 4195-nucleotide messenger RNA. RefSeq names its product telomerase reverse transcriptase (gene tert). The record is from RefSeq and is a predicted model, not a curated record. The transcript is spliced from 16 exons. Gene Ontology annotation, cellular component: telomerase catalytic core complex. Gene Ontology annotation, biological process: telomere maintenance via telomerase. The coding region runs from base 1 to 3324 and encodes 1107 amino acids. NCBI's taxonomy places the organism in Eukaryota, Metazoa, Chordata, Actinopteri, Pomacentridae. Gene Ontology annotation, molecular function: telomeric repeat DNA binding; telomerase RNA binding; telomerase activity.
AUGUCAGCUACUGACAUGUCCGGUGUGCUCGACACUCUCCGGCUCCUGUACCGGCACGUACAGACCCUGGAGGAGUUUGCGAGCAGCGUCGUGUUCAGAGAGGGACAGAGAGCAGUUCUCAUCGAGCAGUCAGACACAAACCGCUUCAAAUUGUUCGUCAGAGGCGUUUUUGUGUGUUUUGACAAGGAGCUACAGCAAAUACCAAGCUGCAACCAGAUCUGCACUCUGCCUGAGCUCCUGGCUUUUGUGCUCAACAGCCUGAAGAGAAAAAGAAAAAAAAACGUCUUGGCACACGGCUAUAGCUAUCUCUCUCUGGCUCGGGAGGAUCGGGACGCUGAUCAGUUCAAAUUCCAAGGCGAUGUGACUCAAAGUGCUGCCUACAUCCACGGCAGUGACCUGUGGAAGAAAGUCACGGUUCGUCUCGGCACAGACCUCACACGGUACCUUCUGGAGAGAUGCUCUGUGUUUGUGGCAGUUCCUCCGUCAUGUGUUUUCCAGGUGUGCGGUCUUCCAGUCUAUGACAGAAUGUCCGUGACCACCGCCUCCAGUGGGUUUUCUCUCCAGCUUCGACAAAGGAAGCAUAAUUGUACUCUGUCUCGAAGGUAUCAAAGCUCAAUGAUUUUGAAAAGGAGGCACACAGUGGAGAAUCCUGCAGUGGGUAAGAAGAGGAAGGGAAGGAAUGUAAGAGCAAAGAUGAGGAAAAGACAGAGGAGAACUGAUGAAGAUGAGGAGGACAUUAUGACUUGUUCAAGAAAGAGGAGCCGUGUGGCAUACCAUGAACACAAACAGAAAAUUCAACAGGUUUGCGAUGAGAGAGUGGAGAAGGGACAGCCCAUGCCUGUGGAAUCAACACUAUCUAUGAAAACUAUGGAAAAUAGCGCGACUGAUUUCAAACAGUCCGUUGAAAUGCCAACUACUUUACUUCCCUUGGAGGGUGGUUCUUGCUGGAAAUCAGGGAUUUUCCCUCCUUUGCCACCUUCACAGUGUUUUUUCCGCACACUGGGAUUCAUGUACGGAGGCAGAGGCAUGCGAGGCUUCCUUCUCAACAGGAGGAAGAAGAGCGCUGAUGUAUCCAGAAGGCUGCAGGGGCAAGAUUUGGUAAGAGUCAUCUUCUUUGAAGGACUGGUUUAUUUAAACGGGCUAGAGAGGAAGCCAAAAAAACUCCCUCGGCGCUUCUUUAACAUGGUUCCGCUGUUUAAUCAGCUGCUACAACAACACAGGCGAUGUCCCUACAGCAGAAUACUGCGGAGGAUGUGCCCAGUGGUUGAGGAGAGCAGUGCAGCACAGGGAGAAAUUAACUCCCUCCUACCACAGUACUGUGCGCCUCACCGGGUCUACCUGUUUAUCAGGGAUUGCCUCUCUGCUGUGAUCCCACUAGAGCUGUGGGGCUCCGACCAAAACAGAAUUAAUUUCUUAGCCAGGGUGAGAGGCUUCUUGCGCAGCGGCAAAUUUGAAAGACUCUCACUCGCUGAACUGAUGUGGAAAAUGAAGGUGAAUGACUGCGAUUGGUUGAAGAUCAUUAAAACGGGUCAUUUCCCACCCAGCGAACUUGCAUAUCGGACACAGAUCCUGGGUCAGUUUUUGGCCUGGCUACUGGAAGGCUAUGUUAUGGGCCUCGUUCGAGCCUGUUUUUAUGUCACAGAAAGUGUCGGGCAGAAAAAUGCCAUCAGGUUCUACAGACAGGAAGUCUGGACCAAACUGCAAGACUUGGCCUUUAGGGCUCACCUCUCCAAAGGCCAGAUGGAGGAGUUGACUCCAGCUCAGGUGGCAUCCCUCCCCAAAGGCACCGUCAUCUCCCGCCUUCGCUUCAUUCCCAAGACUGAUGGCAUGAGACCGAUCACACGAGUCAUCGGAGUAGAUUCCAAAACAAGGCUCUACCGAGGACGUGUCCGGGAUUUGCUGGACAUGCUGCGAGCCUGCGUGCGCUCCACUCCGUCCCUCCUGGGCUCCACAGUGUGGGGGAUGACGGAUAUCCACAAGGUGUUGUGCUCUCUGACGCCAGCCCAGAAGGAGAAACCACAGCCUCUCUAUUUUGUCAAGGUGGACGUGAGUGGAGCCUAUGAGAGUCUGCCACAUGACAAACUCAUAGAAGUGAUUGGCCAGGCCCUGUCACCUGUCCAGGAGGAGCUCGUCACCAUCCGCCGCUAUGCCAAGAUCUGGGCAGAUUCCCACGAAGGCCUGAAAAAAACCUUUGUUAGACAGGCAGAUUUCCUGGAGGAUAACAUGGGAUCCACCAACAUGAAGGGGUUUCUGAUGUCACUGCAGAGAGCAGGCAAAGUUCAUCACGCCAUCUUGGUAGAGCAGCAUUUCUGCUCAGAUCUUCAUGGCAAAGAGGCCUUGCAGUUCUUUACCCAAAUGCUGACUGGCAGUGUUGUUCAGUACGGGAAGAAGACGUACCGUCAGUGUCGAGGGAUUCCUCAGGGAUCAGUUGUGUCUAGUCUGCUCUGCUGUCUCUGCUACGGUCACAUGGAGAAUGUGCUGUUCAAAGACGUUAUUCAAAAGAAAGGGCGUUUGAUGAGACUUGUAGACGACUUCCUACUGAUCACACCAGACCUGCACGAAGCACAGACCUUUCUCAAGAUUUUGCUGGCCGAAGUACCACAGUAUGGCCUGGUGGUCAACCCACAAAAGGUGGUGGUCAACUUUCAAGUGUCAGGAAACGUGGGCACUUGUCCUAACAUCCGCGUGCUGCCCCCUCGCUGCCUGUUCCCCUGGUGUGGACUGCUGCUGGACACCCACUCACUGGACGUCUACAAAGAUUACUCCAGCUAUGCAGGUCUGUCCCUGCGUUACAGCCUAACUUUGGGCUCUUUCCACUCAGCCGGACAGCAAAUGAGGAGGAAACUAAUGGGUAUCCUCAGGCUCAAGUGUCAUCCGCUGUUCUUGGACCUGAAGACCAACUCUCUUGAGGCGGUCUACAAGAACAUCUACAAGUUGGUGCUGCUGCAUGCAUGCAGGUUCCAUGUGUGUGCACAGAGUUUGCCCUUUGGUCAGACGGUUGCUAAGAACCCUGCUUACUUCCUGCAGAUGAUAUGGGACAUGGCACGCUAUGCCAAUAAGCUCAUCAGGCUCAGCAACAAAGGACUGAUUUUAGGUAGUAAAGCCCAGACGGGCAUUCUGCAAUAUGAAGCAGUGGAGCUGCUUUUCUGUCUUUCCUUCUUGCUGGUGCUGUCACGCCACUCUCUUCUCUAUAAAGAUCUGCUCUCACACCUGCACAAACGAAAGCGCAGUCUGGAGCGACGCCUCGGAGAUCUGAGGCUGUCCAGGGUCCGACAGGCCGCUAACCCCAGAACCCCAGCUGACCUUUUGGCCAUCCAGACGUAAGACGAGCAGCGAGCCCCACGUACAAUUUCCAACACAACCAAAGAAAACUAUUAAGAGCUGAAAGGUAUGAAUAAGUAUUUAUUUAGUCCAGUUUUCCUAAAAUGUUUUGACUUUUGUUUAUGUGGUCGCAUAAAGUUCAUUGGAGUUUUGUCAAAAUGAAGACAUUGUACAUAAUCUAAUGUUUAGGCUUUGUGAGAGUGAGAUGAACAGUGAAAUCAGCAACGUUGAUUUAUCCUGCAUAACGUGUAAUGUAUGUCAAAAUGUCAGACAAAUUAGUUGACAACAAAGCAUUCAAGUCAUCUGAUAUAAAAGACUUUAGUGAUAAACCUCAGUCAUAAACACGCCCUAUAAAACAACAACAAUGAGAUCAGUAAAGAUUGAUGAUAGAACAUUAUUGAGCUUCUGUACUGGAGCAGGCGUCAUCCCUCAGCUAUUUGUCUUUUUGGACUUUGAUUUACACUUUGUGGUAGUUUUCCACUGUGGAAAACUACUACAAAGAAGACAUGGCGUCACUUAGAAAAUAAUUUACAUGAAAAAGUGCACAGAAAUGUUGUUGUUGGAGUGAACAAGUCAAAUGUUGUUUGUACAAGGUGAUGUAUUUCCAGUUUUAUACAAUAAAGUAAUGAUAAUUACAAGGACAUUUUCCCUUGAAAAUGAAUCAGAUAUAAGAACUCACGCAAUGUUUUGUGACAUUUAAAACAAAUGUUAAACCUACAUGUGUGUUUGAAUAUAUGGUUUUAGAAAUGUGGAAUCAAAGAAGGCUGUGUUUUUCACUUUCAGAGGUUCUGCUGAAUGUUAUUUACAUAAUGUACAGUACAAAAAACAAUGUAAAAGUCUUACUGUUAAAAUAAAUCCAGGUUUGUUUUUGAGG